AGACCAGCAGCAAUAGCAAAGUAGGCACCGCACAAGACAUGCUGCAGCCCACUGCGAAAAGGCCUUCCUCGAUUGGCUGUGGAACCCAAGCACAACCACAAGCACCUUCGGCUAUAAUUCCGGGCUUACGAACGUCGCUCUGCGGCCAGCGCCGUUCUUACCUACCGCGAAACACUCAUCUUAGUACGUCGUGUAAUAUGGGGACAACGACAAUGG
Amoebophrya sp. A25 is the source of this 216-nucleotide messenger RNA. NCBI's taxonomy places the organism in Eukaryota, Dinophyceae, Syndiniales, Amoebophryaceae. The record is from the annotation of a GenBank genome assembly.